AUGUCGAGAAGACGCCUCCGCGUAGUCUGCUCUUCCGACGAAGAAGAAGAGCCGCCGCCGCAAGAGCAGCCUCUGGAAUAUCCGGUCGAUGACUUCAUUGACGACAUAGAAGUGGAGCUCCAAACUGUAACCCUUAAUUCAUCAAAUCCUUCCCCAAACAGUAAUAUGUCCACCACGAAUAGUCAUUAUCCCCCCUCUGAACCCAUACCUCUUGAUGUCUCCGACGACGAACCAAAUACUACUAAUUAUGUUAAUAAUAAUAGUAAUUUCAAUUCGAAUAUUAGUAACAGUAGUAGUAAUAAUUAUUUUGCGGUUUCGGAUUCUCCAGUAAAUGGAGUUUUACAAGGGCUAGGGUUGAGAUUGAAAGGGGAGUGGUUGGAUUCUUGUUUGGGAGCUCUCGGGACAUCGGUUCCGGGGUUUUUGCGGUUUGAUGAUUCAGUAAAGGCGAAGCUUUGUUUUGAGCAGUUCUUGUAUUCGGAUAUGAAUUAUUGUGGAGCCGGGGUACUUCCACCGCUACACGUGUGGAACGUAAACCAACAUCUCAAGGGACCUUUUGUCUUGCAGGUGGAUGAGAUAGUGAAUAUCAGCAGCCAUCUUCGUGGAAGGUACCAGAAUGCUGCGCCUGGAAUGAAGAGGUGUCUCAAAUUGUCCAUUACUGAUGGUGUCCAGCGUGUGUUUGGCAUGGAAUAUAGGCCCAUUAAAGAUCUUGAAGUUCUGACCCCAGCUGGACUGAAGGUAGCUAUUUGUAAUGUUAAUGUAAGGCAUGGGUUAUUAAUGUUAGUCCCUGAAGUUCUCAACAUUCUGGGAGGCAUGGUUGAGGAGUUGGAUGCAGCGCGACAGAGGCUUGUGAAUGAAGUCAAUAAGCCACCAAGGGGAAAAAGAACCAGGGCUGGGGUGGUUCCUCCUUUAGCAACUAGAGCAACUUCUGCGGCAUGGCCACCACCAAGUGUCAAUAUUCUAGGGCCCAUCAAUGGACCUGCAAUGGAAAGCACAACACCUUUACAGGCAAACAGGCAAGGAUUUACCUCUGGCAUUUCUGCCAACGACAAUCAAAGACAAGAUUCUGCAGUUUCAGCAAGUAGGAACAAUACUGAGACUAGCUCAUCAUCUGCAGGAACUGCAUUUAGCACCCCUGCAAUUGGCAGGUCAACACAAAACUUUGCAGUUCCAGUGAGUAGGAACAGCGCUGAGUCUGGCAUUUCUGCCACUGACAAUCAAAGACUAGACUCUGCAGUUUCAGCAAGUAGGAAUAAUGCUAAGACUAGCUCACCAUCUGCGGGAACUGCAUUUGGCACCGCUGCAAGUGGCAGGGCGACACAAAGCUUUGCAGUUCCAGUGAGUAGGAACAGUGCUGAGCCUCAUAUACAGUCUGCAGUGCAGCCACCAGACCGUGUCUCUGUUCCUGCGCAUAUUGAUAGUCCUGCUAUGGAAAACAUUACUCCUUUGGAGUCACUGAAGCAUGAAGUUGUACCAAGCAUCCCUGCCAAUGAUAUUACUAGAAAAGACUUCACCAUUCCACUCGCUAGGGAUGAUGCUGAUAACACAUCAUCUUCUGUAGCUAUGGAUUUCGAGGAAAUUUCUGUGGUGAACGAGUUCAAUCACCCAUUCAUACUUUCCGGGGAUAAAGAAACUCCUUUCACUUACAUGGCUAGUUUAUCUGCUAAGUGGGUGGCGAUGGAGGUCAAAGCUUCCCCUGUUCGAGGAAAAAUAAAGUGCAUUGUGGCUGGUGUAAAGGCAUUUCAAUACAAAGAAAGGGCUACAUAUGAGCUCCGGGUUUACAUUGAUGAUGGCAGUCUUAUCUCUGAAAUCCUUAUCGAUCAUAAUGUUGUACAGAAUGCGAUUGGUCAUUCUCCUGAAGAUGUCAAAAGUGCUCUUACUUCAGAAGACACCAAGCGUGUCAGUGAUAUAAAAAAAACAUUUAAACAGUUUGAGAAAUUUCUGGUAAAUUUUGAGGGAACGAUGCUUGUAGAGAUCAAUGAUGCCUCUCCUGUUCCAGUUGCCAUUGAAAUGAACGAGGGCUGUCCAGAAUCCGAUGCUUGGUUGCUUCUCAAGAGACUAAAAUCCUCCAGUUCUGCUCAAUCACGAGAAAAUUCCUCUUUGGAUCUUAUCAUCUUAUCCCCUUGA
Fraxinus pennsylvanica is the source of this 2124-nucleotide messenger RNA. Lineage: Eukaryota; Viridiplantae; Streptophyta; Magnoliopsida; Lamiales; Oleaceae. The record is from the annotation of a GenBank genome assembly.